Messenger RNA from Morus notabilis, 2180 nucleotides. RefSeq lists its product as uncharacterized. NCBI's taxonomy places the organism in Eukaryota, Viridiplantae, Streptophyta, Magnoliopsida, Rosales, Moraceae. The coding region runs from base 62 to 1741 and encodes 559 amino acids. The record is from RefSeq and is a predicted model, not a curated record. The transcript has 4 exons.
UUUCUAAACUUGAACAGUUCGAAACAGCAAAAUGGCUUGAGCUUCACACACCAACCCACCAAUGGCGGUUGCAAACUCCGUCUCCUUCUCCUUCCUCCGACCAACUAUUACCAACUCCACGAAAAACCAACUCCUCCGAUUCGCUCGUAUUGCGACUCCAUCAAAAUCCGCAAAACUCACAAAGCGAAGAAACUCUCUGCGACCCAAAAUCCUCAAAACCAUAACCAAACCCUACAACCCAGCACCUCCCGAAAACCCACUCCCAGAGCUUCCUCCCCAGCAAAACGACGAGAGUUACGCGGCCGUUCCGUUGGAAAACGACAAAAUCGAGGAAUUUCAGUCGUCCGAGGUUCUUCAUGCCGGCGUUGACGAAUUUUCCGGGCGGUCUUUCGUGAGGUACGGCGUGUAUUUGAUUGGAGUUUUCGUGUUUCAGACCAUUCUUUCUGUUUGGGUACUGGGAACUGCGAAUUCCGAGGAAAAAGAUGGGGAUUUUGAUAGUUUGGAUAACGGGAAAGUUUUGCUGAAUGGAAAUGAGAAAAUUUUGCGUUCGAACGUUGAAUUGGAAGAGAAAAUUGAAAAAAUAAGAGCGAUGGCGAGGAAAGCGCGAAAAGUUGAGAAGAAUAAGGGUGAGAGUUUGAAGUCCGGUACUAAAAUUGGGAUUGAGAAAGAGAUUGAAAAGCGAUUAUUGAAGUUGCAAAAAGGGUUGAAUUCCACUAGGGAGAAGUUGCCAAGGUCAUAUGUGAAUUAUUUGAGCAAGUAUGGGAAGGUUGAAGAUGAGGUGACGAAGAAGAAGGCUGGUUUGGAUGUGGGAAAGGAAAAUGAGACUCUUAUGUUUAAGAAGAAGCUUAAGUUUAGAAGCCCUUUGACCGAGCCGAGUAAGGGUCCAAAGGGGUUCGGAGAUUCCGAAAAGCAUAAGGUGUCAAAGGGGAAAAUGAGUGGCUCAAAAGUAUCAGAAGAAGAACUGAAUGAAGAAAUUCAGAAAGAGAGGGACUUGGAGGGUGGGAGAAGAUUGGUGGUUCGAAAAUUGAGAGUGUCACGGGAUGAUGGGAAGAAUUUGGACAAAGGGAUGAGAAGGGGAAAUGAUGGAAAGGAAGCGAGUCAGACAGGAAAAUCGAGAAAUGGUGUUGUUCAGCAGAGUAGACCCGAAAACCCCUCAGUUGAAGUAGCAAAUUUGACAACGUCAAGAGAGUUGGGAGUGGAAAAUGACCGAAAUUUUGAGAUAGAAAACCGGGAAACUGUGGAAGAAUCCAAUGAGCAUCCUGUCUUGAGUAGAAGUAGAAGCUCAAGACUCAAAGAAGCUGAAAAGAAACUAGCACCCAACAAAGUUCCCGAGAAGCAAUCAAAUGUUGAGGCUGAUAUGUGGUGGCUGAACCUACCUUAUGUUCUAGUUGUUCUUAUGCACCGAGGAUCUGAUCCUAAGGGAACUGGAGGACUUUAUACCUUAAAGCUCGAUACCGGAACUCAUAAACAGAACGAUUCUUCUUAUACUGUUGCUUUUGAGGACCGUGGUGAUGCCAAUAACUUCUGUUUUCUAUUGGAAUCUUUUUUUGAAGAUUUGGGUGAUGUCAGGGCUGAUAUUGUUCCUCUAUCAGUUAAAGAACUUCAUGCAGCACUAAAUUCAAAGAAAUGGAAGGUAAUUGUUGUUAAGAAGGGUCAGCUUCAGUUGUAUGUCGGGCAACCAUUUGCUGAUGUCGAGAUGGCUUUGCACGCUUUGAUUAAAGAAACUCAAAGUGCUCGGUAGGAUGUGGAGGCAAAAAAAGCUUGAUUUUUCUGUUUUAAAGAGUUUGCAGACCAAUCAACAUGUCAUUGGUUUUAGAGAUUGAUCAGCGCUGAUUGUUGAUAUUGAGAUGGCGCUUUGCUCUUUGACUUCCCCUUUGCUCUCCUUUAUUACAAUUGAAGGGUUUGACUAGCAAGUCAGUCAGCAAUGUGCUAUUUCCUGCUAGUGGCUGGAAUAUGAAGAUGGAACCGAGCGGCAAAGCUGCAUGGGGGGAUACAGCACAGGGAUGCAACGGCCGAGAAUGUCUGUUCUUUCUUCAUUUGCUGAUCUUCACAAUUAGACAGAAUGUCCCUGUCUUCUUAUUAUUAUUAGAUUUUUUCAAUAGUUGGUUUUUUCCGGAAUUCCAAUUGUUCAAUUAUGAAAAUACAGUAGCGAAUAUUCCUUGUACUAAAUUCUAGCCAAA